Gastrolobium bilobum is the source of this 2053-nucleotide messenger RNA. RefSeq names its product cystathionine beta-lyase, chloroplastic. Gene Ontology annotation, cellular component: cytoplasm. The coding region runs from base 72 to 1451 and encodes 459 amino acids. Gene Ontology annotation, molecular function: pyridoxal phosphate binding. Gene Ontology annotation, biological process: transsulfuration; 'de novo' L-methionine biosynthetic process. The transcript has 13 exons. The record is from RefSeq and is a predicted model, not a curated record. Lineage: Eukaryota; Viridiplantae; Streptophyta; Magnoliopsida; Fabales; Fabaceae.
GAACAAUUCAACAAAACAGCACAGCACAAGUUCAGUCAACAUAGUAUAACUCCAAGCCCAUGAUCUGAAUCAUGUUUUGUUCUGCAAUUUCUCCUAGGCACUUCCUUCGUUCAGUAGUUCUUGAUCCUUACGCUCAGAGCACAACUAUUGCAGAUAGGUGCGAGUGCUUGGGGUUUAACAAGUCAGCAAAUUUCAGGACAAAGAGACUGUUGUGUGCUAAAGGGUUCAAGCUGAAUUGUUUGGAUGAUAAAGGGAUGGAUCUGGGCACAUCGUCCGAGGACGAUACUGCAGAAGAGGAGGUAAAGGAGCCUAGUUUUUCAACAAUGGUGAUGAAUUUUGAGAGUAACUUUGAUCCUUAUGGAGCAGUUAGUCUCCCGCUUUACCAAACUGCUACUUUUAAGCAGCCUUCUGCAGUAGAAAAUGGUCCAUAUGACUAUACCAGAAGCGGAAAUCCUACCCGAGAUGCUUUAGAAAGUUUACUGGCAAAACUUGAUAAAGCAGAUAGAGCCCUAUGCUUCACCAGCGGAAUGGCUGCUUUGAGUGCUGUUGCUCAUCUUGUUGGAACUGGUGAGGAAAUCGUUGCUGGAGAUGAUCUUUAUGGUGGCACGGAUAGGUUGCUUUCUCAAGUAAUUCCAAAUACUGGAGUUGUGGUGAAACGGGUAAAUACAAGUGAUCUAAAUGAGGUUGCAUCUGCUAUUGGACCCCGGACUAAGCUUGUGUGGCUUGAGAGUCCAACCAAUCCUCGGCUACAAAUUUGUGAUAUUCGAAAAAUAGCAGAGAUGGCUCAUUCACAUGGUGCUCUUGUGUUGGCAGACAAUAGUAUAAUGUCACCUGUGUUGUCCCGGCCAUUGGAAAUUGGAGCAGAUAUCGUCAUGCAUUCAGCUACCAAAUUUAUUGCUGGCCAUAGUGACAUUAUGGCUGGUGUGCUAGCUGUGAAAGGUGAAAGGUUGGGAAAAGAAUUGUAUUUCUUACAAAAUGCAGAGGGUUCAGGCUUAGCUCCAUUUGAUUCUUGGCUUUGUAUGAGAGGAAUCAAGACAAUGGCCCUGCGAAUUGAGAAGCAACAGGAUAAUGCGCAGAAGAUUGCUGAGUUCCUUGCCUCUCAUCCACGAGUUAAGAAAGUGAACUAUGCUGGUCUGCCAGGUCAUCCUGGACGUGAUUUACACUAUUCUCAGGCAAAGGGUGCAGGAUCUGUGCUUAGCUUUCUAACAGGUUCUUUGGCACUCUCAAAGCACAUAGUUGAAACUACCAAGUACUUCAGCAUAACCGUCAGUUUUGGGAGUGUGAAGUCCCUAAUCAGCUUGCCCUGCUUUAUGUCCCAUGCAAGCAUACCUUCUGCAGUUCGUGAGGCCAGAGGUUUAACUGAAGAUCUUGUGCGUAUAUCUGUGGGUAUUGAGGAUGUCAACGAUCUCAUUGCUGAUCUAGACCAUGCACUUAGAACCGGGCCUCUGUAAUUUUUUCUAAAUAUCCAAUCUUAUGAAGUCUCAUUACUAAGUGCAUGGUCUAGAUCAGCAAUGAGAUUGUUGACAUUCUCAAUACCCACAGAUAUAUGCACAAGAUCUUCGGUUAAACCUCUGGCUUCACGAACUGUAGAAGGUGUGCUUGCAUUGUGAACCUCUCUAUCCAAUUUAUUGACAAGCAUGCAUCAAAAAGUGUGUAAAGGAAUUGUUCUAGAAAACUAGUUUUAAAAGAAGCCUGAAUCUCUGCAAAGAAAGAGUGUAAGAAGCAAAAUAUUACACACUUGCAAGAGAAAUAUUAGUGCUUAUUGUUCAAGAACCUGGAAUAGAGAAGGUGGGUGUAGUCCCUAAUCAGCUUUGCAGUUCGUGAGGGCAGAGGUUUAACCGAAGAUCUUGUGCAUAUAUCUGUGGGUAUUGAGGAUGUCAACGAUCUCAUUGCUGAUCUAGACCAUGCACUUAGAACUGGGUCUCUGUAAUUUCUUUUAAAUACCCAACCUUUUGAAGCUGGAUUAACAUUUUGUUUUAAUUACGCAUUUUUAGAAUUUGGAAGCACUGUUAUCCAAUUUUGGAGCCUCAAGGCUGGAAAAUUUGAUGUGUUU